Messenger RNA from Gymnogyps californianus (California condor), 4421 nucleotides. RefSeq names its product jade family PHD finger 1 (gene JADE1). The record is from RefSeq and is a predicted model, not a curated record. The transcript is spliced from 12 exons. Gene Ontology annotation, biological process: regulation of transcription by RNA polymerase II. The coding region runs from base 78 to 2606 and encodes 842 amino acids. Lineage: Eukaryota; Metazoa; Chordata; Aves; Accipitriformes; Cathartidae. Gene Ontology annotation, cellular component: histone acetyltransferase complex.
CGCCGCCCGCCCUCGCCGCCGCCGCCGCCUCGCCGCCGCCGCCGCCAGCAGGCUGCCUGCUGUUUGCCGUGGAGAUCAUGAAACGACGUCGGCUUCCUAGCAGCAGUGAGGAUUCUGACGACAAUGGCAGUCUGUCCACCUGGUCCCAGCAUUCCAGAUCUCGACAUCGGAGGACUUCGUGUUCCAGACAUGAAGAUCGAAAACCUUCUGAGGUGUUCAGAACGGACCUGAUCACUGCCAUGAAGUUACAUGACUCCUUCCAGCUGAACCCUGAUGAAUACUAUGUGCUGGCAGACCCCUGGAGGCAGGAGUGGGAAAAGGGAGUUCAGGUGCCAGUUAGCCCAGGGACCAUCCCAGAACCAGUAGCCAGGAUUGUGUCUGAGACGAAAGCUGUCACGUUUACGCGUCCCAGGAAGUAUAUUGUUUCGUCAGGUUUGGAGCCUCCAGAGCUGGGCUAUGUUGACAUUCGAACCUUAGCAGACAGCGUGUGUCGCUACGAUCUCAAUGAUGUGGAUGUAGCAUGGUUGCAGCUUGCCAAUGAAGAAUUCAAAGAAAUGGGGAUGCCUGAGCUGGACGAGUACACGAUGGAAAGGGUCAUAGAGGAGUUUGAACAACGAUGCUAUGAUAAUAUGAAUCACGCUAUUGAGACAGAAGAAGGACUUGGGAUUGAAUAUGAUGAAGAUGUUGUCUGUGACGUCUGUCAGUCUCCAGAUGGAGAAGAUGGCAACGAAAUGGUGUUUUGUGACAAAUGCAAUAUUUGCGUGCACCAGGCGUGUUACGGGAUCCUGAAGGUGCCGGAAGGCAGCUGGCUGUGCAGGACCUGCGCACUGGGCGUUCAGCCCAAGUGUUUGCUGUGUCCCAAGAAGGGUGGCGCCAUGAAGCCGACCCGGAGUGGCACCAAGUGGGUGCACGUUAGCUGUGCUCUGUGGAUUCCAGAGGUGAGCAUCGGAAGCCCAGAAAAAAUGGAGCCCAUUACAAAGGUUUCUCACAUUCCCAGCAGUAGAUGGGCACUGGUGUGCAGCCUUUGCAACGAAAAAGUUGGAGCUUCUAUACAGUGUUCAGUGAAGAACUGCAGAACAGCCUUUCACGUCACCUGUGCAUUUGACCGUGGCUUGGAGAUGAAGACCAUACUGGCAGAGAACGAUGAGGUGAAAUUUAAGUCAUACUGUCCCAAGCACAGCUCCACCAAGAAAGCGGAUGAUGAGACUCUCAAUGAAAGCCCAGGUCAGGAGAACGGGAAUGGGAUUCAGGACAGCUCUCUUCCUGCCCACAUCGACCCUUUCCACAGCAUGGAUCAAAACCAGGAGGAGGCCCACAGAGUCAGCCUCCGCAAGCAAAAGCUUCAGCAGCUGGAGGACGAGUUCUAUACGUUUGUUGAGUCUUUGGAAGUAGCUAAAGCGCUGCGGCUGCCCGAGGAGCCGGUGGGAUUCCUUUACCAGUACUGGAAGCUGAAGAGAAAAGCCAACUUCAAUAAGCCUUUGAUUACCCCAAAGAAGGAUGAAGAGGACAAUCUGGCUAAACGGGAACAGGAUGUUUUGUUCAGAAGAUUGCAGCUCUUCACACACCUCCGGCAGGAUCUAGAGCGGGUGCGGAAUCUCACUUACAUGGUGACCCGAAGGGAAAAAAUCAAGAGAUCUGUUUGCAAAGUUCAAGAACAGAUCUUUAGUAUCUACGCAAAGCAGUUGGAACAAGAAAGAGUUUCAGGUGUGCCUUCCUCCUUCUCCUCAAUGGAAAACACGGUGUUGUUCAAUAGUCCAUCUCUGGGCCCCAACGCCCCCAAGAUAGAGGAUUUGAAAUGGCACUCUGCGUUCUUCAGGAAACAAAUGGGCGCAUCUCUAACCCACUCUUUGAAAAAACCACACAAGAGAGACGGAGUAAGAAACAGCUCUGGGAACGACAGCAAAUCCGUGCUGAGGCAGCCCAGCCCAAGGGAAGGCGGUGCAGCUCCGGGUAGCUUUUUAAAUUUUGACAAGACCUUUGCAGAAACGCGGAUUGUAUCGGCACAGCAGAAAAAUGGCAUAGUUAUACCAGACCACAGAAAAAGAAGAGACAAUCGUCCACAGUGUGAGGUGGUCAAGGCAGAACUAAAGGAAAAGACUUCUAAACACAACCACAAACCACUGAGACCCACAGAACUCUCUCAGAGGCAAUCCGAAAAUAAAAGGGCUGUGAACCACUCCAGUGGUAGGGCGGCCCCUGGCACGCGGAGGGAUAUAGUGCCUAAAUGCAACGGGGGUCUUGUCAAAGUAAACUCUAAUCAGACAGUAGUUAAAGUGCCUACGACGCCCACGAGCCCAGUGAAAAACUGGGGCGGAUUCCGAAUUCCAAAGAAGGGGGAGAGGCAACAGCAGGGCGAGAGCCCGGAGGAGACCUGCCGCCAGAACGCCAGCUACCCCUACCUGGGCAUGGGCAGAGUUUCACCGAAGGACAGGGCAAAAAGCAAGCUAAAGCCUGACAGCGAGAAUGAUGGGUACGUCCCCGAUGCCGAAAUGAGCGACUCGGAGACUGAAGUGGCUGAAAAAAAGUGCAGGCAGCAGCGGCUCAGUCCAAACAGCACUAUCAGCAGAAGGACGGACAUUAUUAGGAGAAGCAUCCUGGCAUCCUGACUGGACACAGGGACACGGUGUCAGCACCGUGCUCGGUAGAGUCACUGCCUACAAGCCAACUCCACAUUAUUUAUUGGUGUGAGAGAGGAGAGUUCUUAGACAUGGCUACAGACUGACAAAUUGAUAACCCAUUAUUCCUGAGCUGUAUAAACAUGUUUACAUGCACUUAAAGCUGUUUUUUUUGCCCGCCUCCCCCCCAAAUUCUGUGAGAAGUUUGAAUCUCCUUUAUUUGCAACUUCCCUGAGCAAGCAGAGAAAUGACAUCACUACUAAAAUAGGAUUUGUGAUGAACGCUAAACUAACUCACAAAAACCUUUUAGAAGGGGCUAGGGUGGGUAGGGGGACGUAGGCUGCAUUUAUCCCUUUUAGCUAAAAAGCACUGAUAAAAUUUUACUCCCUCCCCCUGCCUUCUGGAAAAGCACAAGCUCUUAAUUUAACUAGUGUGUAUCGAAUCGAAGAUGGUUGUUUAACCAUACUGCACUGCUAAACCCCAUUACAAAUGGUCACUUUCCUGGGAUGGUGGUGGGUCUUUCUCCUCUCUUUGCAGAAUGUUUUCUGUUGCAUUCAGUUUGAGCAUAGAUGGCAGCUCAGAACCCUCCGUAAGCUCCAGAGUUUACAUGUAAAUACACCUACGAGAUGACCAGAUUUAACCGUGACGUUAUACUGGAGGAGGAAGGGGCAGGUCAGGGCGGCAGCUGCCUUACAGUGCAACGGCUUGAAAAGACUCAGACUGGAGCACAGAGGAACCUCAAAGGUGAAAGUCAAACAGGGCACUGGUGAAUCUGAAGUUACACAGUCGCUCUUGGGAUGUGUUAAAAGAAAAGUACUUAGCUGAUCAAACACCAACAGACAGACAAAAGGUGAAUGCAGGUAAGUUCUACUCGACAUACAGCAACGUUUUCCAGACAGGCAGCGUUAUUUUCUGUAAGAAAGAAGCUCAUGACCACAUAGGGAAUUGUUUGUCAAGCCAUAGAUGGAAUAAUCUAAAUUUUGAUUCUAAGUAAACAUUCAACCUCGCACCAGUUUGAAAGAGGUACCUUCUUAAUUUGCACUAUUACGAAUGCUAACGUUGUGCAGAAUUAAUGCCUUAUCUGUUUUGCUCCCCGACGUUUAGGUUAAUAAGCUUUCUAAUGUUUGAAGUUAAGCUGAACCAAAACCAAAAAAGCUGUAAGAAGACUGCAGUAUGACCAGCUCUGUAGGUUAGUUUUGUCUCCCAUGCUUAGCGCUCAGCAGAAGAGGUGUUGUAAGUACAGCAGUGACAAUACAAACCCACCCCUGUAUUUUAUUGGGAUAGAACCAUUUGCUGAAUUUCUGUUCUUAAGCGUUACCUUUCCUUGUGCAGACUGACCAAGAGAUCUUUGAUUAUGAUUGGUGUAUUCUGUCAAACUGUAGGCUAGUUGAACUUCUGUAAAGUUGCCUGGAAUGCCAUUUGUUAGGUUAUAAACUCACACAGAUCUAAAUGAAGGGUUAUACGUGUUGUGUAUAAAUCUUACUUUCAGAAAUUUGAGAACAUUGUCAUUACAUUUGUAAAACCUUGUACAGAAGAUUUUUCACUAUGUGCCUAGCUUUGGUGUCCAUUCAGCUGAAAUUAAUUAAAAAAGGUGCAUGAAGAGAAACAGAUAGAAAUAAAAAGUAUAUGUAGAGAUGACUAUUUUAUAUUACAUGGCCCAAUCCUGUAUUUAUUUUCUCCCUUUUUUGAAGUAUUUAUAAAGACCUAGUUGAAGACAGCUGUAUUUUUUGUUAAAAUAUUCAGUAGAAUUGUGCCUUUUUGUCUGUAUGUGAAUAAAUGCUGUACAUUUUUGCAGUACCCUUGCCA